CAGACAAUUCUCAAACAUUAGCCUACUCUUUGUGGUAUGCUACACAGUGUUGUGCAAGUCUUAUGUUGAAAAUCAACCUUUUUUCUUGAAAUUUAUACUUCUGAUCUCAAACCUUCCAUAAACAGAGUGUCCUGUUCCCCUGCCCAAUGGGUUACAUUGGGAGGAAAAGGAAGUGGAAGAGCGGUAACAGACCCUCUGAGCCAGCAAACCCGUCUGGGCAGAGCAGCCCACAGCCAGGACCCUCCGGGGAACCUGCUGCCCUCCGUGAUGACCAGCCAGGGGCAUCAUCCAAGAGAUCCAGGCCUGGAGCUGCCAGUCCCCGGCCCAGGGCUGCAACUGCCCCGAGACCCCCACAGCCAGGAGCCUCCACUGCACUUGGUGCCCGCGGUGAUAAUGGUGGAUCCUCAUCAUCCAUGAGCUCCAGGCCUGGAGCUGCCAGUCCCCGGCCCAGGGCUGCAACUGCCCCGAGAUCCCCACAGCCGAUGGUAUCUCGUCAGGUGUUUGAGCCCAUGGAGAUGCCUGGAGCAGGACCAGCAUAUGGAUACCCACCUCACGCUCCACCUCAAGUGUUUGAGCCCAAUGGGAUGCCUGGAGCUGGACCUGCUUACGGUUAUGGAUACCCACCUCAGGCAGCACCUCAGGUGUUUGAGCCUGGAGCUGGACCUGCUUACGGUUAUGGAUACCCACCUCACGCAGCACCUCAGGUGUUUGAGCCCAAUGGGAUACCUGGAGCUGGACCUGCUUACGGUUAUGGAUACCCACCUCACGCAGCACCUCAGGUGUCUGGGCUUGGAGCAGGACCUGCUUACGGUUAUGGAUACCCACCUCGCGUUCCACCUCAGGUGUUUGGGCUUGAUCGCAUCAACCCUGUGGUGGCCACUAUUCUGGCUUCUCUCCCACGGAGUGCAGCAGACAUGAUGGCCAAGUUCUGCGCUCUGCUGGCCUUCCUGGUGGUCUGUGGAGAUGAUGACUUCAACACCAUCGAGCUGCUGGAACAAUUCAUGGGUCAGACAAACCACGAGCUCUCCACGAUGGUCCACAGUAUCAUGACGCAUUACAACGGUGGCUUUCCCCCUGGGAUCUACGGCCCCGAGAUGGAGACUGAGGACACACGUUGCCCCAUCUGCUUGGAGGACUACAAGGAGGGCGAUGGAGUCUCCAUGUUUCCGUGCAACCACUUGAUGCACAACCACUGCCUUCAGAUUUGGGUGGAGAGGAGCCGCACCUGCCCCGUCUGCAGGACACCAGCAUAAGGGAGCAAUGGUCACACCAAAAGCUGGGACGAGGGGCGUAAUAUUAAAUUCUGGGCCAACCAUCACCAAUGGACCCCUUGAUAUUAUUAUGAAAAAAAGGGAUCUGAACAAUCGAACUGGACUCCCUGUAUGGCCCCAGUGGUCACACCACACCAGGGGCUUGACAUCAAAUUCUGGACCAACCAUAUCCCCCUGCUACCCCUAUUUUGACACCAGCCUCUGCUAUCACAUAACUGAUUCAAAGCUCAA
Engraulis encrasicolus (European anchovy) is the source of this 1502-nucleotide messenger RNA. RefSeq names its product basic proline-rich protein-like. Bases 147 to 1253 code for a protein of 368 amino acids. Lineage: Eukaryota; Metazoa; Chordata; Actinopteri; Clupeiformes; Engraulidae. The transcript is spliced from 2 exons. The record is from RefSeq and is a predicted model, not a curated record.